AUGGCUUUCAACAAGAAAUACGCCGGUCUUCCAGACUUGGACCCCGCUCCAGAUAUCUACGAAACCCCUGACCUGACCGACGAAGCUUCCACCGUCCCUACUGCAACAGUUCGCACAGACUCCGACCAUGACGAGCCCGGCUCCAGUGCCGAUAUCGAUCGCGACGGCGUCGACGCGGAGAGCGCGCGUAGGACAUUUAUGGGUGCCGCAGUUGAUGCCCGCGACGUGAACUUCUCAGACAGCAUCUCAAUGAAGCGCCAAGCAUACCGAAGCAAGAGCAAAAGUCGUCGUCGACGGAAACGUGACGAUGGUACCGAAGAGGUUGGGGACCUCAGCGAUAGCGAGGAAGAAUCGGUCGAGCGACGGCUGGCACGCUUGCGGCGCGAAGUUGAGGACCUGAAAGUGGAAAUGGCCAACCAGUCGGCUGCAGAAGGCAAGGAGGUCACCGAGAGCGAUGCAGGUCAGACAGCCCAGAAGCCGGUUGACAAGGAAUUGGGUGAUGGCGUGGCAGAGUUGAGCCGGGCGCUGGAUAACCUGCAUGCUUCGUCGCGGAACGCUCAGGGCACGCCCUACUCGGCGGCAGCGAUUUUGUCGCAAAAGAUUGGCUCUGGGGCUGGACCUGCUGCGCCGGGCACCAACUCACAGAAACAACAGACUCCAACCGAGGGUUCGACCUAUACGGCUCCUGCUGUACCAGCCCAAGCAGCUACCUCUUCAGCUGGCAUUCUUUCCCAUGCGGCAAUCUUUGAGGGGCGCUUGGCACUGCUUGAAUCUUCAAUGGGAAUCUCAAGCUCAUCGAACCCUUUCGUAGGUGAUGGCAUCAACGAGCCCGCACUGCAACCUGUGCUCCCUGCUCUAGAUCAACUCACGUCCAGACUAGCAGCGCUCACUGGUUUGCUGGUGGGUGGAAGUCCAGCAUCCGGAGGCGCUGCAUUGCCAGGCCUGACCACCCCACACCUCGAAGCACUGUCCACCAGAGUCCGCAAGUUGACCACAGACGCCGAGGCCCUUGCCUCUGCUCGCAAACGUGCAGCUGACGCAGCUAAGGCUUCUCAGGGUGCACGUGCUUCGGGUUCGGAGGAUGGUGUUCCUACACAAGACGGCUCCGACUUGGUGGAUAAUGAACAAACGGCGAAAAUACAAGCGCUCUACGCGACACUUCCCACUAUUCAAUCGCUUCACCCAUUAUUGCCCUCUGUCCUGGAACGCCUGCGCUCUUUGCGCGCUUGUCAUGCCGGCGCGGCCCACGCUGCUGACUCUCUGAACGAGCUGGAGAAACGUCAGGCUGAAAUGACAUCUGAGAUUGAACAGUGGCGUGAAGGCCUCGCUGCUGUUGAAGAGAAGAUGAAUCAGGGUGAAGCAGCUCUGCGGUCGAAUGUUGAAACUGUUGAGCCCUGGGUUCGCGAAUUGGAGUCUCGCAUGGCCCGCCUGGAUGGUCCUCCGGGUGGGUUGUAG
Messenger RNA from Penicillium argentinense, 1455 nucleotides. RefSeq lists its product as uncharacterized. Gene Ontology annotation, biological process: mitotic spindle organization. The transcript has 3 exons. NCBI's taxonomy places the organism in Eukaryota, Fungi, Ascomycota, Eurotiomycetes, Eurotiales, Aspergillaceae. Gene Ontology annotation, cellular component: cytoplasm; dynactin complex. Bases 1 to 1455 code for a protein of 484 amino acids. The record is from RefSeq and is a predicted model, not a curated record.